CAAGAAUACCUAGUUACGACGCCGAUUUUACAAACAUUAUGCAUUUCAUCUUCAUCCUAAACGAAAUGCCAUUUGAACCCCAAUUUAACUCGCUUCUAAUCAAUCUAUAAACCCAUAGUCAUACCUUUCAUUCUCAUCCUUCUGCAAAUCAAGUCAUUGAUUGUCUUAUGUGAAGUUCAUCCUUAUCUCCACCGCGAAAUCCACUGUCAACCACCAUUUUUGCUAAUUUUGGACAUCACAAGCACCAAUGGUGAAAAAUGAGACCAUAUAGGCAAUCUACCUUACGUUCCCUUUCAUUAUGGAUGCUCAACUCCUUCAUCUAUGGGAAGAACCGCAAUCAAAACAACCAUCCAUGACCAAAUCGAAAAUUCUAACAAUCGCCCUGUGGUCUUGGUUUGAAACAACAGAGGUCGGUUCUGUGAUUUAUGUGUUGAGAGCUUUCAUCCUACAAUGUUCGUUGAUGAAUUUCGGCAAAAUUCAUGAAAACCCGAUGUCGUCGGCGUUACGCAUCGUUGUUGUUAUCCGCAAGCACUGUUUCGAGUCGUUUGUAUGUGUUUCGAUUAUUCUAUGGACUCGUCGUCAAAUAAUUGUAUCUCCGGAUUUCUAUUGCUAUUGUGUUGCUAAAACUUCUUAUCGUACGAGAUCGUCAAAGCAGGUAUGGGAUGAAAGUGAGUUCGAGUUCAUGAGUGUAAAUUAAGCGAGAUGAACGGGAAAACCGUAUUUUCCAUAAUUCAUUUGAGGCUCACUACGUAUAGCUGAAGCCUUUUGAGUAAUAAUUGACUAAUGAGAAAACUUGAAUUUGAUGAGGUUAACAUAUGAGUUAGAAACUUUUAUAGGCUGUUGUUUCAUUUGAUUUCGAAGAUCGUUUGAUAGUUGAAUUAUUGUAGAGUUGUGUAUAUGAUGUAUUAUGUGUUUUGUUUAUAUCCACCCUUGAUAUUGUCAUAUGAUAUAAAAUGGGAUGAAUUAUAAUUAUUUA
Molecule: messenger RNA, 976 nt
Organism: Cicer arietinum (chickpea)
Lineage: Eukaryota; Viridiplantae; Streptophyta; Magnoliopsida; Fabales; Fabaceae
Source: RefSeq, a predicted model, not a curated record